This is a messenger RNA of Zingiber officinale, 516 nucleotides long. Its product is annotated as pterocarpan synthase 1-like. Bases 1 to 516 code for a protein of 171 amino acids. The record is from RefSeq and is a predicted model, not a curated record. NCBI's taxonomy places the organism in Eukaryota, Viridiplantae, Streptophyta, Magnoliopsida, Zingiberales, Zingiberaceae. The transcript has a single exon.
AUGGCUUAUUAUUCUUCAUUCAAGCCUUCGCUCCUAUUUCUGAUCUGUUUCUUUAUCGCCACCUCUCAGGCGAGAGACUCCAUCGCCACUCACCGCCUCCAUUUCUUUAUCCACGAGAACGGUAACAACCCCAACCCCACUGCUAUCGCCGUCGUCAACUCUACUACCAGCAACUCGGGCGGCUUCGGCAGCAUUGUGGUUUUCGACGACGAAGUAAGAGAAGGCUCCAGUGCCGACUCCAAGAUUAUCGGACGAGCCCAAGGCAUAGCUCCGGAGGUGUCGCGUAGCCAGCGGGCUUGGCUCGGCCUGCUCAGCAUCGUCUUUUUGGAUGGAAAGUACAAUGGCAGCUCGCUCAUGUUGAUGGAUCGGGCGACCCUCGAGGGAGCCAACGAGCGAAUCAUCAUCGGCGGCACUGGAAGAUUUCGGUUGGCAAGGGGCUACACCAUCAAUACAUUGCUGAGUGACACUCCGGCAGGACACUUUAUCAUCGAGUGCGAUGCUUAUAUCAUGCAUUGA